AUGGUCAACUAUUACCAAGCAUUAAAUUCCCCAUAUUUCAACGUUGGUUCCUUCUUAUUCUUUCAGCAACUUGGAAGAUUUAUAAACCUCGAAAACUACGCAUAUUCUCUCAGAAUUUUAUAUCUUACUGCUCAAGUUACUAUUCUUGUUCUUAACUACUACUUGAUCCAUAAGAUCAAGCAAAAAAAUGGUAGGGAAAUGAAUGGAGUAUAUCAGCAUAUGCUGACAAAAGGUUAGUGGUGACUUAAGACGUCCUUUCAGAAUUGAAGCUCCUUUUGGCAUGGUGAAUGAAAAGAAGCAGCCCAAGACUGAUAAAGGUUCUAUCAAGAAGGCUGAAAAGGCUUUGAAAGCUGAAUAAAAAAAUAAAUAAAAAGACGCGUUUUUUAAAUUUU
Molecule: messenger RNA, 392 nt
Organism: Gilbertella persicaria
Lineage: Eukaryota; Fungi; Mucoromycota; Mucoromycetes; Mucorales; Choanephoraceae
Exons: 2
Coding region: 1-237 (78 amino acids)
Source: RefSeq, a predicted model, not a curated record